This is a messenger RNA of Rhagoletis pomonella (apple maggot), 2484 nucleotides long. RefSeq lists its product as uncharacterized. Lineage: Eukaryota; Metazoa; Arthropoda; Insecta; Diptera; Tephritidae. The record is from RefSeq and is a predicted model, not a curated record. The coding region runs from base 1 to 2484 and encodes 827 amino acids. The transcript has a single exon.
AUGCAGUUACAACGUACAGUCGUUAAGAUCCCGAUCAGCGGUGCAUCUGGUACGAGCGUGGCUUGUGCGAAGGCAUUGGCCAAAGUCACUAUUCGAUCACUACAAUAUGAUUUUGAGAUGGAGUGUAUCGCCUUGGUACUUCCAAGGGUAGGGAACAUUACACCUAGUAAGCACAUCCCGAAUACCGAAUUCCCAGAAUUGGGUCAGCUAAAGUUAGCUGAUCCCAAGUGGUACCAACCCGGUGCUAUUGACAUCAUCAUGAGUGCGGCAGACUACGCCAUGAUAAUAAGCGACGAGGUUAAACAAAGCGCUACUAAUGGAAUGGUGGCACAGCAUACGCAACUAGGCUGGAUCAUCUUUGGUGGGUUAUCUGAUCAUAAGGGUAUGGCUGAUACUCACAAAGCCCAGUGCUACAACACACACAUCGACUUGGAGCAUACCUUACGUCUUUUCUGGGAACUUGAGGAACUCAACGAGCAUCAAACCCUGACGGAAGAUGAAGUAUACUGCGAAAAACUGUUCGAGCAAACUACAAGGCGUAACAGUUUGGGCCGAUACAUCGUGAAACUCCCUGUGCGAAAGGGCGUUGACCUUCAGCAGCUUGCACCUAGCAAGCAAGAUGCGCUAGUCUUGUUAGAACAUACACAUCGACGGCUUGCUCGCGAACCUGAACUUAGUACAGGUUACAACAAGUUUAUGGAAGAGUAUCGUAAACUCGGGCACAUGGAGGUGUCGAACGACAACAAUGCUAUUCGCAUGUGCUAUUUACCACACCACGGUGUGUGGAAGGCUUCGAGCACUACUACAAAACUUCGUGUGGUGUUUAAUGCUGCACGGAAAUACUCCACUGGGGUAUCGCUAAACGACUGUCUGUACACUGGGCCGAAGUUGCAGAAUGAUUUGGCGAAUAUUUUGCUGAACUGGCGACAACACAAAUUUGCAUUUACGGGCGACAUCGAGAAAAUGUACAGGCAGAUUUUGGUGGACCGCGAAGAUACUGAACUUCAACGAAUCUAUUGGCGAACUCCUACAGAGGAUUCACCCACCAGCUACACGCUACUGACCGUAACGUAUGGGACUAAUUGUGCACCGUACUUGGCACUUAAAGUCUUACGACGUCUCGCAAAUGAUGAGCGAGAGAAAUUCCCUCAAGCGGCAAAGUCACUCGAAACUGAAUUUUACGUAGAUGACGUCUUAUCCGGAGGUGACACACACGCUGACGUUAUCAACAAUAUACCUCAAUUAAAAUCGCUGCUACAGGCAGGCGGUUUUAGUUUGCGCAAGUUCAACUCCAACGCUAUUGAGGUCUUGAACGCUAUUGAGCCAUGCGAUCGUGAUCCAUCGGACUCAUUGGAGUUAGGCAUGAGCGACCAGACCAAGGCUUUGGGAAUCGUUUGGCUUACUCGUACUGAUAUGCUAACGUAUAGUAUCGAUUUGGAUUACAGCAUUACGUGCUUCAACAAACGUCAACUGGCGAGUGAUGUUGCUAGAGUAUUCGAUCCGUUGGGACUCGUGGCUCCUGUAACUGUAAGAGGCAAAAUCUUUUUGCAGCGGCUAUGGGACCGGAAGUUAGAUUGGGGUGAGACCCUGCCCCAAGAUCUUCAGCACGAGUGGAAAAGUUAUCGAAACGAAUUACAACAACUUCAAAAUUUGCAUAUCCCGCGUUGGCUAAAAGUAGUCGCGAACUGCACCGUGGAACUACACGCUUUCUCAGACGCAUCGAGCGCAGCGUACGCUGCUGCAAUCUACAUAAAGGUAACAACUGACGGUUAUACCUCAGUCAAUUUGCUAAUGGCGAAAACGAAAGUGGCACCUUUAAAGCGACUGUCAAUUCCACGACUUGAGUUGUGUGGUGCUCGUCUCGCUGCGGUUCUCUUGGCAAAAACCAAAGAUGCAUUAUCGUUCAAAUUUGAUCGAUGUCUACUGUGGACGGACUCCGUAACUGCGCUCUGUUGGAUCCGAUCGUCACCAGGCAAAUUGAAGCAGUUUGUUUCGAACCGUGUCACGCAAAUUCAGAACGUCACUUCCGACGCAGCCUGGCGCUAUAUUUCAACGAAGGACAAUCCGGCAGAUUGUGCUUCGAGAGGUAUUUCGGCCAACAACUUACUGUCCAACACACUAUGGUGGAACGGGCCAGCAUGGCUUUCCUUGAAUGAACAAUACUGGCCUCAACACAAAAUAAACUUUCCGGAAAAUAUCCCGGAAACCAGAAAAGUCACUGUUUGCACAGUGCAACUUAAUAAUCAAGACUGGUUGUAUACAAUCACUACAAAAUAUUCGAGCCUCGACAAACUCAUCGCUAUAAUUGGAUGGUGCUUACGGUUUGCAAAUAAGUGCCGAAAUAAAUCGAGUAUUCUGACAUCGUUUUGCACCUGGCCAGAACGGUACAAAGCGCUAAAGAUACUCAUUAAGAUGACGCAACAAACUGAAUUUAAGCAAGAAAUUUUAGCUCUACAACAACAACAAGAACUUUCAAAAAAGUAA